AUGAGAUAUGACGCACUUGUAAUGUAUUGCACUCGGCCAAAUAUCAAGAAUGAGACCUUCUGCAACACUCUGAUAACCUCUACUAUUCUCGACACAACUACCACAACCACAACCACUACAACUACGACCACCACCGCAAAUCCUCUCAUGAAAACCCAGUAUGUUAUCAGUUAUGGAACAAUCGGAGCAGUCAUUGUCAUCCUACUUGUCUCUGUUCUCAUCUGUUAUUUGUGUAAUCGUAAAAGUGAGAAGAAACGGAAAGAAGAGGAGCAGUGGAAUAUUCCUGGAUGGUCGAGUACUUCAACAGAUGGAUCGAAGAAGAGUGAUGUGGAGAGUGGAUCAUGGGGUUACGGUAGUUUUGGAGCGGAUGGAGAAGGGAAGAAGAAAAAAAAGGAAAAGAAGGAGAAGAAGGCGAAGACAACGAAAUCGAAGACAACUGGUACUGGUGAAACUAGUGGGACUGCUAGUUCUAAGACUUGA
Molecule: messenger RNA, 480 nt
Organism: Caenorhabditis remanei
Lineage: Eukaryota; Metazoa; Nematoda; Chromadorea; Rhabditida; Rhabditidae
Exons: 2
Coding region: 1-480 (159 amino acids)
Source: RefSeq, a predicted model, not a curated record